UUUUGGGGUUUUGGGGAGUUAUUUCUCCGAAUUCAUUCAUUCAUCAGUUGGUCAGGUUGGUUGUGAUUUUAAGACAUGGCUAUUGAAGAAGAAGAAACUAUAGAGCAAGCGGCGGCAGCUCGUCGUGAGAGGUUGAAAGCUCUGAAAGCUGCUCAACAACUUCUUGAAAAUCCCGGGGAUGAUGGAGCUCCGGACAGUGAUAAACCUGACGGUGAAAAUGGAGCUGAUGAUGAAGACAAUGAUGUCAAUGUCAAAUUCCGAAAUUACCUACCUCAUGAUAAGCAGCUUCAGGAGGGUAAACUUGCUCCACCCCAAUUACCGAAGUUUGAAGACCCUGUUGCUAGUGAACCUCCAGUUGAAGAGAAAAAAGAGGAUCCUUUCUUGAACAUUGCCCCCAAAAAGCCAAACUGGGAUCUUAGAAGGGAUGUACAGAAGAAACUUGAUAAGCUUGAAAAGCGCACACAGAAGGCCAUCUUUCAAGUUAUGGAGCAACAAGAAAAACAAAAGCUGUUGGCUGAAGAUGGUAGAGAAGAUGAUUCUGAGAACUAGAAAACAGCUUUCUAAGGUAUACACAUGCAACCUAGCUUACUCUUAUAACAUUUGUAAUGUCUUAGCCUUAAAUAGCCACGUUUGUUUUGGCUAAGCUUAUGUUUUGAAGAGGGUACACUUAGUUAUGCACUUAUAACUUCAUACGAUGGCUGUGGUUUGUAAGGUUUGUAAUGUAGACUGGUAAAAGGCUCAGUUGGUUGGAUUUGUUUCUA
Molecule: messenger RNA, 761 nt
Organism: Erigeron canadensis
Lineage: Eukaryota; Viridiplantae; Streptophyta; Magnoliopsida; Asterales; Asteraceae
Product: coiled-coil domain-containing protein 12-like
Exons: 5
Coding region: 76-549 (157 amino acids)
Cellular component (GO): post-mRNA release spliceosomal complex; U2-type spliceosomal complex
Source: RefSeq, a predicted model, not a curated record